AUGGCGGGGUCCAAUAACACAGCCGAAGUGUCUUUUAUUUAUCAGCAAAUCUUUAUUCAAGCUAUGGAUGCUGGGCCCAAUACUAAAAUAUCAGUGAUUAUAUUAAUAUCCCUGUUUUUCUUUUUUGUAAACUGUGUGAUGCUCUUUGCUCUAGGAAGCAAGCACAUAUUCCAGGAGACACCGCGCUACAUUCUUUUUGGCCACAUGCUUAUGAAUGACUCUGUGCUUUUGCUUCUCACAACUACCAUGUACACUAUGGGAGCGUAUUACCUUCAAGUAACCAGAGCUCUCUGCACUCUUUUAGUUGUUAUCUCUUACUGCACUUUCCGUAACGGUCCUCUGACUCUAGCACUGAUGUCUCUGGAGCGGUAUGUGGCGAUCUGCUUCCCUCUGAGACACUGCAACAUUGCCACACCAAAAAGGACUGGAAUCGCCAUAGGAAUCAUCUGGUUCCUUAGUUUUAUAAAUAUAAUGACAGACACUGUUUUUGUUUUAAUUGUCAACCCCAGUUUAUUUCUAGAUGUUUUUUACUGCACACAAGAGAGAUUAUUUCUAUACAAAUGGCAGCUGGAUAAAACUCAAGGGUUUGAUGUUCUGUAUUUUGUGUCGGUUGCAGUGAUCAUUAUUUUCACAUACAUUAGCAUUUUGAUCACAGCCAGGUCUGUUUCCUCUGAUAAAGAUUCAGCUAAAAAAGCCCUCCGAACGGUGCUAUUGCACUUGAUUCAACUGGGACUGUGUCUCACCUCUUUCCUCUAUGCCACGAUAAACAAAGCACUGUACAUGGUGACUGACAGCUCUUCUCUCUUCAUAAAUCUCAGAUAUCUAAAUUUUCUUAUUGUUCUUAUGCUGCCGCGCUGCUUGAGUCCUCUGAUAUAUGGUAUGAGAGAUGAAGCGGUGUGGCCCUUGUUCAAAUAUUAUUUCUGCUAUCGUUCAGGCAAAAUAAGGCCCUCUAUUAAUGUACAUUAACUGUAUGGUAUGAUAUGAUUUGAAAUAAUUUAACGUGCAAUAAUAAUUUUAGCUUACAAGUAUGUUUCAUUAUGAUUAAUGCCAUAUUUAAACAUGUUUGUCUGAAAAGGAUAAGGGAACCAUAUACUUUAACAUUAAAUUACAUGGUUCAAUUAUUUAAAAUGAAUAUAAAUGUAUUUUUUUUUCCUGUUCUAAUAUAUAUGAUGAUUUUUAAGUGGUUUUUACAUGUCUUGCUGCUGAAAGAACACAUCCUCUGUUCAUUUUUAACAACAAGCUUUUAUAAAAAUAUUUAUUAUAUAUGCAGACAGCUUGUAUUAUGCACAUAUACACUUUGGACUUAAAUGUGUGUGAAAUAAAGCAAUGUAUUGAAUUAUUAACAGUAUAAAAAGUUUAACAUUUGUCAAUAGAGUUUAUCUUUAGUAUAAGCUAAAUGCA
Messenger RNA from Ctenopharyngodon idella (grass carp), 1401 nucleotides. Its product is annotated as odorant receptor 131-2-like. Gene Ontology annotation, biological process: G protein-coupled receptor signaling pathway. The record is from RefSeq and is a predicted model, not a curated record. Bases 1 to 966 code for a protein of 321 amino acids. Gene Ontology annotation, molecular function: G protein-coupled receptor activity. The transcript has a single exon. Lineage: Eukaryota; Metazoa; Chordata; Actinopteri; Cypriniformes; Xenocyprididae. Gene Ontology annotation, cellular component: membrane.